UGUAUUGUGCUUGCAAUCCGGCAAGGCGAGGGCAGCUGCUGGUGCGAUGAUCCGGCUCGGGGUUCCGUCGUGGAGUCGGGGAGCUGCUUCGCGGCUUUUGUCUACGUUGUCAAACCAGUCAGGUUUUGUAGGCAACUCUGGCAUUUCAGCGAGUGCGGUGGAUGCAACUUCGCUAAGAGAAACCCCCCCUGAGGUGGUCUCCAGUGACCCCAUUCUACGGAAAUGCGACAUUGCCAUCCCCAAACACCUCACACCUGUCCAGGCGUGGGUGGAGUCCCUGAAACGUUACGAUGCCAGUCGCGUGGGCUUGACGGACCUGCAUCCUGAUAUGUUUGCAGUAAUGCCUCGCAUUGAUAUUCUACACAUGGUGGCCAUCUGGCAGAAAAACUAUAAGAGAAUUAGUUAUGCCAAGACAAAGACGCGCGCAGAGGUGCGUGGCGGAGGCAAGAAGCCCUGGAUGCAGAAGGGCAGCGGACGGGCCCGACAUGGCAGCACCCGGUCACCUUUGUGGCGUGGCGGUGGCGUGGCCCACGGCCCCCGUGGCCCCACUAGCUACUUCUACAUGCUCCCCAUGAAAAUUCGGAUCCUGGGCCUCAAGGUGGCCCUGACAACCAAACUGACACAGGAUGAUCUCCACAUCGUAGACUCUCUAGAGAUACCGACCUCAGACCCCCAGUAUCUUAUGGAUCUGGCCCGCUACAGGCACUGGGGAGCGUCAGUGCUGAUUGUGGAUGUGAAUGAGAUACCUGAGAACAUCAAGUCUGCAGCAAGUGGCCUUAAAACCAUCACAGUCCUGCCAGUCAUAGGUCUGAAUGUGCACAGCAUGCUGAAGUAUGAGACACUCGUGCUCACCCUGGAUACCGUCUCGUUCCUGGAAAAGAAACUGCUGUGGCAUGACUCACGAUACAGCUCGCUCUACUCUCUCCGGUUGCCCUACAGUGACUUCCCGUAGCCUUUGUGGCAAAGAUGGACUGAACAGCUCUGCAUAGUGGCAGCUGCGAGCUAUGUGUUGCCUCCCACUCCGUCCACCCAAAGAAGUGUCAUGUUUUUCCAAUAUUCAAUUAAAGAUAACUUGACUGUCAGAAACCUA
Messenger RNA from Elgaria multicarinata webbii, 1090 nucleotides. RefSeq names its product mitochondrial ribosomal protein L4 (gene MRPL4). The coding region runs from base 47 to 952 and encodes 301 amino acids. Gene Ontology annotation, molecular function: structural constituent of ribosome. Gene Ontology annotation, cellular component: ribosome. NCBI's taxonomy places the organism in Eukaryota, Metazoa, Chordata, Lepidosauria, Squamata, Anguidae. The transcript is spliced from 9 exons. The record is from RefSeq and is a predicted model, not a curated record. Gene Ontology annotation, biological process: translation.